Molecule: messenger RNA, 1215 nt
Organism: Sphaerulina musiva SO2202
Lineage: Eukaryota; Fungi; Ascomycota; Dothideomycetes; Mycosphaerellales; Mycosphaerellaceae
Product: HlyIII-domain-containing protein
Exons: 3
Coding region: 1-960 (319 amino acids)
Cellular component (GO): membrane
Molecular function (GO): signaling receptor activity
Source: RefSeq, a predicted model, not a curated record
AUGGACAAGAAACCAGCCAGUGUAGUUAGGUGCGAGAAAGAGCCUAAGGACGGCGACACGGUCUUCCACAAGGCAGAGCACAAGAUCGAAUCGGCAUUAACAGUAGCCUGGCAUCAGAUCCAAGACUGGCAACAAGACAAUCACUACAUCAUAUCCGGCUACCGGCCCGCCUCAAACUCAUAUGCCAAGUCCGCUGCCAGCAUCGGAUACCUCCACAACGAGAGCGUCAACAUUUGGACUCAUCUGCUUGGUGCGAUUGCUGCGGUGCUAUCAGCAUCCGGCAUCCUUUUCGCUGUGAAGCCACGAUUCGAUCAAGCCACUUCGCAAGAUGUUCUCGUGUUCUCAUGUUUCUUCGCGGGUGCGUUUGCUUGUCUCGGCAUGAGUGCGACGUUUCAUACCAUCUCGAAUCAUUCAGCUGCUGUGCAGAAAUUUGGAAACCGGCUGGACUACAUUGGAAUCAUCUUUCUGAUCUGGGGCUCUUUCAUCCCCAGUAUCUAUUACGGUUUUGCAGCUGAUCCAAAGCUCAUUCAAGUGUAUUGGUCAAUGAUUUCGACAAUAGGUGCAGUCACAUUCGUCGUCGUCAUGCAUCCGAAAUUCCGAAGCUCCGCGUGGCGACCAUUCCGGGCGAUCAUGUUCGUUAUGAUGGGCCUGAGUGCAGUCAUUCCCGUCUUGCAUGGCCUAAAGCUGUACGGGCUGGAGCAGAUGGAGAGGCAGAUCGGUCUCACGUGGCUUGUGAGCAUGGGCAUCUUAUAUAUUACGGGAGCUGUUAUCUAUGCAUCUCGUGUACCCGAACGCUGGAAUCCUGGCAAAUACGAUCUGUUUGGGAGCUCUCACCAGAUCUUUCAUGUGCUGGUCGUGCUAGCAGCCGCUGCUCAUCUGGUUGGUUUACUGAAGGCAUUUGACUACGAGCAUAGCUCUCGUAUCGAGGCACUCUUUGCACACACUGCCGUCAGACAUUGAAGAGACGUCAAGCGCCGAGAGACUUGCUGCCGCGAUUGAUACCGGCUGCAGGACUGAGAUCAUUGGACGAGUCUUAUCAAUAGGACACUGACCAUGCGUGUGUGUCUCUCACCCGCAUGACACAAGCGCGGGGCAUCGCACUGUGGUACAGGACGCUUUUCUGAUAGUUCUUCCAGAGAAGCCCUGGCGACGAUACGAGAAAGCCUGGGUAUCAUCUCUGGUUUUUCGGAGCCGACCCCGAGCACUGGAAUCCCC